AUGGCAAAUGCUUCUCCCUUCAGCCCAUCCCUCCUCACCGAGGCCCCGUCAGACAUCUCGGGGUUUGGCGUCUCUCAGGUCGAAAUGAACAGAAGGCUAGAACGCUAUACUACCACCUCCCAAGCCGACGACACUGUGGAAUUUCUGCGAAUUGUGUUCCAGCAGCUACCAGAAGACGGAACGAUGAAUUUGGCAGUCGAUAUUUACAGCUGUGACACAGACGAGACGCUCCGCCAACUUGUCAGGAGCUUUGAGACCGGCCUACUUUUCCCGAUGAAAGCUUUUGCACUUGAGGCCGCCCACAUCAUUCCCUUCGCUCUUGGGGCCUAUCGCAACUCAAACGAAAGAGCGCAAAACUGCGUCAUCUGGGCCAAUAUAUUGCGCUAUUUCCCAAGCCUUCGUUCUCGGCUCGGCUUUAUAUCCGACGAGAUAAACCGUCAUGAGAACGUCAUGAUGCUCGAGGCAGGUAUCCACCGGGAGUUCGGUCGCUUUUGUCUUACCCUAGUACCAACCAGCACCGAGAACACAUACACGGUGAAGACGUAUCAGGGAUUCUCGACUCUCUACAAUAUAGCUCUACCAACCAAUGGGCGGGUAGUUUUCAUAUCCCACGACAACCGGUACCAGCUCCCUCACCCGCUCCUUCUGCAGGUGCACAAUGCUGUAGCCCACAUCCUACACAUGACGGGGAGGGGGGGAAAGGCCGAGAAGCUGAAGAGGGAGUAUGAUGACUCAGGGUUGCUCGCUCCUGAAGGUGGAAGCGACGUCGAGUCGCUCUUGUCGUUAUCAACUCUAGGGCUUCUAGAGUCAGCGGGAGACUAUUAA
Aspergillus sclerotioniger CBS 115572 is the source of this 825-nucleotide messenger RNA. RefSeq names its product HNH endonuclease signature motif containing protein. The transcript is spliced from 2 exons. The record is from RefSeq and is a predicted model, not a curated record. NCBI's taxonomy places the organism in Eukaryota, Fungi, Ascomycota, Eurotiomycetes, Eurotiales, Aspergillaceae. Bases 1 to 825 code for a protein of 274 amino acids.